GUGAGUCAGUGUCCGGAAUGGAUUUGAGCCUGGUCUGCCUGAUGCCAGGACCCCGGUGAGGCUGAGACACUCCCCUAGCCCUUAAUCUCCUCCUUAACCUACUUUUGUUACUACCCUUUGGGUCUGACUCAAGCCCCCCUCCUCCUCUGGAACUCUGGCCUCCUCCCCAGGUUCCCCAUCUCCAGACACCAGGCUCACUCUGGAGGAAUCUUUUAACACAGUACCCCUCCACUGCUCACACAUAUUCCUUGGCUCCCCAUGGCCCUGGGAAUAAUGUCCCACUCCUCAGCCUGGUGUCUGAGGCCAGGACUGCUCACCCCGUGCCCACACCACCAGUUUCUCCUCUCAGCCUGUCCACUCCAACCACUCCACUCCUAAACACACUGUCCCAGCCAGCCAUGCUUUCUCAAGCUGCAGGGCAUCUGCUCCUAUUGUGACUUCUGCCUGAAAUCUGCCACGCAUUUGUUUCUGCCAGCUACUGUGACUCAUCCUCCAAGCCCCAGACUCAACGUCUCCUUCCCCAGGGAACCCUCCUCACAGCCCCUUCCAGCAUGGAGGCAUCGCUGUACCAGAGCAGGAGCUCUGAGUCUGUGGGGAAGGCCAGCAGGUUGGAGAGUCAAAGGCAGGCUUUAGGAAUCCUUGGCAAAACCCUACUCAUGUGUGGAAGGCCCAAGUCUAAUGCUUCCUCCUCCAGGAAGCCUUCCAAGAUUCUGUCCCUCUCUCUGACCUGACCUGACUCCACUGGACUGGGUCUGUCUGUGUCCAGCUCUGUCCUCUCCGAAGACUGGGUGCUUCACCAGAACCUGGCCAUACUGAGGCCUUUUGGAAGUUCAGCAUGGGUGAUUGUUGAAUGAACAAGUGAACACGUGGGUUGGGCGUCAACCGAGCUGACACCAGGAAGGGAGUUGAUGAGGUAGCAGUCGGUCAGUUAGGGUAUUAAUGGGGGACAUGUAGUCACUGGGUUCCAGCAAAAGAGAAGCAGGUCGCCCCUCCCCCUCCGGUGGGAAUCCUGGGCCUGAGGCCUUGCAGGGGGGCGGGUCUCUGUGUCUUUAUUCUUCCCCUCAGCAUUGCACCCGGACACCAGUUCCUCUUCCCGAGUCGCUGGGUGCAGAUCCUGAGGAGCGCCCCGGACCACAGCGGAUCCGCGGAGGGUGCUGACUACUUCGGCCCCCACGUCCAGAAGCAGCCUGGGCCACUCUGAGAUGAUGGUGAUGAUGAUGAUGAUGAUGAUGAUGAUGAUGAUGAUACAACACAAGCAGUGAGGGUGAGGUGAUCACAGGCUAAAGUCGGGGCUUGGAUUCUGGUGUCUCUGCCCAGGUUGCUUGAAUGGGGGGCUCCCUGGCGUGGAUGCUGUUGUUGCCACUGCUGCUGCAGGAUCCAGGCAGCCAAGUCUUUUCCUGCAACGUGUCCUCCGGGAUCGUGGACUGGGACACAGAGUUCACAGCCAUAUGCCUGAAUUUCAGUGGCCAAGGCCUCCUCCGACUGCCCCAGAACCAGUCUCUGCAGGCCGGGAACCUGCGCUACCUUAACCUGUCUGGGAAUAGUCUUCAAAAGCUACCACUGCUCUUCUUUAAACUCCUGGGAAAGCUGGAGGACCUAGAUGUGACAAACAACCCACUGACCUGCGUGGACAGGGAGCUGGCCAUGAGCUGUAAACUUGACCUGAAGGCUGACUGCAUCUGUGUCCUAAAACCCUGGCACCUGGUCCGACAGGACAACUGCUCCGGCCAGCCACCUCUCAAGUGCCGAGACCCAACUACUGGUGCCUGGCGCAAUGUCUCCGCCUUCCUGGAGGCUGGCUGCUCCCCUGGCCUGUCCUUGAUGACCAUCGGGGCACUGGUGGCCAGUGGCAGCCUGAUCCUGGGGCUCACCAUUGCUGGCCUAGUGCUGGCCUGGAGACUCCGGGGACGCUGGAGGGUGGGUAACUGGGACCUGGACAAAACAGGGGCUGCUCAGGAUGGUUCUCGGUCUGGCUCCGGCAAGCAGCCGAGAUACAGUAGCCGGGGCCUCAGCUCUAAGCCCCCAGCGGCUGCCAUGCCCAGACCCUCCACCCCCGACUAUGAGAAUGUGUUCGUGGGCCAGCCAGCUGCCGGGCACCAGUGGGCCGAACAUGGGGCUCACCCAUCAGAGAACAGCGACUUCUACAUGAACUACGAGGGCCCCGACCAUGCCUCCCAGCCUGUCUACGGCAACCUGCGGUCAAUGCACCAGACCCCACUUGACGAAGAGGAGUACGUGAUCCCCGGGCACUGAGCCUUUGAUGCCCUGAACUCCAGCCUGCUGCCUUCUACUUACUUGGGGCAUUCUGGCUCUUCCCUGGCCUCAGUCUUCCCACCUGAGGAAUGGGGACAAGGAAGGAUCAUCCCUGAGGCCCUGGGAGGCUCUUCAGCUCCCUCUCCAGCCCCCGCUCUGCUUCUCAGCUCCCUCAGCUGCUGCAAGGGGGAAGAGGAGAGGCCCUGACAUGGGGACAGGAGGGUCAGUUUGUGAACGCUGUCAUCACCCUCCCGUCGGUGUGCAGGCGGUGCUUAAUAAAUGCUGCUGGCUCCAG
Leptonychotes weddellii (Weddell seal) is the source of this 2548-nucleotide messenger RNA. It is a transcript of the gene LRRC25, whose product is annotated as leucine rich repeat containing 25. NCBI's taxonomy places the organism in Eukaryota, Metazoa, Chordata, Mammalia, Carnivora, Phocidae. Gene Ontology annotation, molecular function: protein binding. The record is from RefSeq and is a predicted model, not a curated record.